Molecule: messenger RNA, 1284 nt
Organism: Lathyrus oleraceus (garden pea)
Lineage: Eukaryota; Viridiplantae; Streptophyta; Magnoliopsida; Fabales; Fabaceae
Exons: 2
Coding region: 209-1189 (326 amino acids)
Source: RefSeq, a predicted model, not a curated record
CUCUCUCUUUUUUCACAAUAGAUUCCCAAUCAUCUCCUCCACUCUCUAGACAACACUCAUGAUUGCACCCAACAUCUAUCUCCUAUGUUAUACCAACUUCAAUUCAUUGCUACUAUCUCUUUUUCCUUAAUCUUCCAACUAUAUAAAUCCAUAUCAAUCUCCAUCAACCUUCAUCACAAACAAUAACUCUUUUCUCUCCCACCUUUGCAUGAUGAGUUCUAACUCCUCCAUAAAUGGUUUCUACAACAUCCUUAACCAAGGACUCAAUGACCUUCACCAAACCUUCAUCUCCCAUAACUUCAUGUCUUUCCAAUUCCUUUCACAAGUUAUCUCUUCUCUUCAAUCCUUCCAUUCUCAUCUCACCCUCUUGGUUCGCAAACUCCGGUUGCCCGUCGGAGGAAAAUGGCUUGACGAAUACAUGGAUGAAAGCUCAAGACUUUGGGAUUCUUGCCAUGUACUCAAAUCUGCCAUUUCUGGAAUGGAUAACUAUUACUCAUCUGCCACUAAUAUAGUUUCCUCUUUAGAUGGUUACCAUCACUUCACCUCAGAGUUUUCGCGUCAGGUUAUACGCGCGAUAAAUGUUUGUCAAAGGGAGAUUAUAGGAAUGGAGGAAGAAAACAAGAGUUUAACAGAAACAAGGAUUCAACAACUAUCUCAAUGUUUGAACCAAAACACGAACAUCUCGGUCGAUUCGAAUUCGAAACUAAAUGGAUUCAGUGGUUUUCGAGGCGUUCUUUUUGCAAUGAGGAGUGUUAGUUCAUUGCUUUUGAUGAUUCUUCUUUGUGGGAUCACUUAUUGUUGGUCUUCCUCUUGUUUCCAUCAAGGACUAGGACAAGGCUACCAUGAAGGACACAUGGUUUUUGGAUCUGGUUUCAUGGUUUCAAUGGCAAUGUUGCAACAAAAAGUGGCAGAAGAAAUAGACAACAAUGAUGGACAACAUAGGAUUCUAUUGUUUGAGUUUCAACAAGCAAAGAUUGCAAUGGAGGAAUUGAAAGUUGAGAUGGAGAGAAUAACAUGUUAUGAUAAUGAAGAACAUGGUUGUGAGAUUCAAGAAAAAGUUGAGAAUGUGAAGAGUUGUUUUGGUUUGUUGAGAUGUGGUGUAGAAAGUAUCACUGGACAACUUGAUGAUUUCUUUGAUGAAAUUGUUGAAGGAAGGAAGAAACUUUUGGAUAUGUGUAGCCAUAGGUAGAACUUUAAACAAUUUUAAUAUAUCAAGUACUUUUUGUUUUUUUAAUGUUUUAAUAAAAAUUUAAUGAAGCAAUGUUGUCCUUUCUUGUGCAUCAA